CGGGUGGGACCGCAGCGCGGCCUGCGACUCUGCCACCCCCAGGCCCCGCGCCCCUCGCCCCGCACCCGCGGGGGAGCCGCCCAGCCCGGUAGGGAGCCGCCCAGUCUGCCGGGGAGCCGCGCACCGGAGCCCGCGCGUGGCGGCCCGCAGGUAAUGAGAGGCCUUCAGAUCCCAGAGGACACCACAAGAGGAGAAGUCAAGAAAGUGUGGAAGACCCUGUCUCCAGCAACCAUGGCAAGGAUGACUCGGCAAUGAGAGCAAAGCUAAGCGGAGCUCCUCACCCUUUUCUCCUCUGGCCUUCCUUCCUCUUUCCUCCCCUGCGCCCAGCGAUGGAGGGACUGGACAAUAGGAUCUUCCUUGCACGGACACCAAUUCCCAGACCCAGCUUGUGCAAAAGAGGGAGCUAAGAGGCGCCGCGCAGGGCAUCAUGGUUCGCCUGUUGGCCUCAGAAGUUCAGCAGCUUCUCCAUAACAAGUAUGUGGUCGUCCUUGGGGACUCUGUACAUAGGGCGGUGUACAAGGACCUGGUGCUCCUGCUGCAGAAGGAUUGCCUGCUCAGUCACAAGCAGCUCAGAACCAAAGGGGAGCUGACAUUUGAAAAGGAUCAGCUGAUGAAGGGAGGCGAGCUGGACACCCUACACAACCGCACUGACUACCGCGAGGUGCGUGAGUUCUGCUCUGACCAUCAUCUGGUGCGCUUCUACUUCCUCACGCGCGUCUAUUCUGAGUACAUGGAGAGCGUCCUAGAGGAGCUGCAGUCGGGCACGCAUGCCCCAGAUGUGAUCAUUAUGAACUCUUGCCUCUGGGACGUCUCCAGGUAUGGGCGUAAUUCCUUGAGUAGCUACAAGCAGAACCUGGAGAACCUGUUUGGGCGCAUGGACCAGGUACUGCCCAAGUCAUGCCUGCUAGUGUGGAACACUGCCAUGCCUUUGGGUGACAAGAUCAAGGCGGCCUUCCUCCCUCAGAAGUGUAAGGGCCAGUACCGGAUCUCGGUGGCCACCCUGAAAAAAAGAGUGAGCCAAGCCAAUUUCUACAGCCAUGCCGAAGCAACAAAGCGCUGCUUCGAUGUGCUGGACUUAAAUUUCCACUUCCGUCAGGCCAAGAAGCAUCUGCAGGGAGAUGGGGUGCACUGGAAUGAGCAUGCACACCGCCGACUCUCCUACCUGCUGCUUGCCCAUAUGGCUGAUGCUUGGGGGGUGGAUCUGCCCCACCGAGACCCAUGGGAGCCUGGUCCUGUGGUGUGGGAAGGUCCAAGUCAGGUAGAAGAAUGGCAGCCCCGGGUCAACAGAGGUCCCCAGGCCUUUGCCUUGUCUCCACCCAUGCCUCCUCCCAGGCCACGCCCACUGUUCCCACCCCCUGGCUUGCCCUUAAGGCCCCCCCCACCCCUCCUAGCAUGUUCCCUACCCCCACCUCAGGCGACACCCCCAUUACCACACUAUCCACAAGAUUCCUAUUUUUCCUCAGACCAUGUUUUCCAGUCUGAUGAAUUCUAUAUUCAUUCAGAUGACCCCUCACCUACCCACGGAGGAUAUACCUUUGAGGGUGACUUUAGUUUUUAUCCCCAACCACCCGUGCCCAACUUCCGCCCACCCUGUUACCAGCGCCAGGCCCCUGUGGUACAUAGGGGUUUCCCAAGGUAUCUUGCUCGCGGCCCCUAUAUGCCCUGGAGAGAUAGGCCUAGGCGACCACAAAGACAUGCCCCAGCCUGCCUAGAGUCAAGGCCUCAGUAGUCUGACUUAAACCCCUUUACCUCUGGAUGGGGCUAUGUGAUACUGACUUUCCCUUUCACGCCUCAGUCUCCACACACUGACCUUGCUACUUAAGCCCAGCUAGUCCCAUCUUGGAAGUCUCUGUGUUCACUGCUGUUAGAGACAAGGAAUAGCACACUGGCCCGCUCCUGCUGCCUGAGGAGGUCUCCUCCCUCCGAGUGACCAAGCAAGCGUUCUUACUACCUCCCCCAUCGCUAUUCUUGUUGCCUUUUUGUAAAAAUAAAAUUGAA
This is a messenger RNA of Chionomys nivalis (European snow vole), 1998 nucleotides long. It is a transcript of the gene Pced1b, whose product is annotated as PC-esterase domain containing 1B. Gene Ontology annotation, molecular function: hydrolase activity, acting on ester bonds. Bases 428 to 1729 code for a protein of 433 amino acids. The transcript is spliced from 4 exons. NCBI's taxonomy places the organism in Eukaryota, Metazoa, Chordata, Mammalia, Rodentia, Cricetidae. The record is from RefSeq and is a predicted model, not a curated record.